Messenger RNA from Akanthomyces muscarius, 2265 nucleotides. RefSeq lists its product as uncharacterized. The transcript is spliced from 4 exons. The record is from RefSeq and is a predicted model, not a curated record. Lineage: Eukaryota; Fungi; Ascomycota; Sordariomycetes; Hypocreales; Cordycipitaceae. Bases 1 to 2265 code for a protein of 754 amino acids.
AUGAAGAUUUCUACCCUCCUGGCCCAUACGGCCCCCCUGUUUGCCGCGUUGGCAGCAGCUCUUCCCGCUGGAGAGUCUGCUUUGGAGGAGAGACAAUCUGCCUCGUCCUGGUUUUUGCCCAACCUUGAUCACACCUCGGGUCCCGUCCGAGGCUAUGUCCCCAACUUGCCUACUUACGACUACCCCGUCUACAAGUCUGUCAAGUCUGGCGACUCUCAGGGUCUCAUCAACGCCAUUACUUCUGAUGGCCCUAGCGGCGCUCGCAACAACUGUUGGCUCGCCGGCCAGCCUCGUGUCAUUUACCUCGCUCCCGGCACAUACACUCUUUCGUCUACCCUGUUCAUGUACACUGACACCGUCAUUAUCGGUGACGCUUCCAACCCGCCCAUCAUCAAGGCCGCUUCCGGCUUCAAUGGUGACUAUCUGAUUGUUGGUGGCCAGGGUGAUGGCGACGCUCGCCCUUGCGGUGGCUUCGGCGGAGAGACCCAUUUCUCCAUCAUGAUCAAGAACGUUGUUCUUGACACCACUUCCAACACCGGCAAGAACAGCUUCACUGCUCUUAGCUGGGCCGUUGCUCAGAACUGCGCCCUGGUCAACGUGAAGAUCAACAUGCCCCAAGGUGCUCACACGGGUAUGGUGAUGAACGCUGGGUCGACCAUCUCUGCUUCUGAUGUUCACUUCACCUACGGUAACGUCGGCCUGCACUGGAAUGGCCACCAGCAGGGACAGCUCAAGGGCAUGUCUUUUGACAAGUGCACCACCGGUAUCCUGGUCGACGGCGGCAACACGAUCAGCAUUCUAGCCCCUUCGUGCGACACUGUCGGCAACUGUGUUGUACUCAACUCUGGAAACCCAUGGAUUGCCGUCAUUGACGGCCAAAACAUCAACUCCGGCGACUUCUUCACUAGCAGAGUGCAGUACCCUAACUUCAUGCUAGAGAACAUCUCCAACGACAACGGCAAUAUCAACCUCGUCACCGUUAAUGGUAACGCCAAGGUUGGCGGCAAGAACAGCCUCGGCACUUACAUCUACGGUAACACUCGUGGUACCAACCCCAUCUACCAGACCAACCCGACCGAGAAGGCUCCCAACCGGCCUGGCGCGCUGGCACCUGGUGGCAAGUAUCCCUCCAUGAGCGCCCCCCAGUAUGCGGAUAAGAAAAUCUCCGAUGUCAUCAACCUGAAGGAUGUCAACCAAAACGGCGGCUUCAACUUGCACGGUGACGGCAGCGUCGAUGACACUAAGGCUCUCCAGGGUGCUCUCAACACCGCUGCCAGUAAGGGAAAGAUCGCGUACCUUCCCUUUGGUGUUUACAAGGUUACCUCCACUAUCACCAUCCCUCCUGGCACUGAACUGUAUGGUGAGGCUUGGUCCACCAUUUCCGGCUCAGGAAAUGCUUUCGCUUCUGAAUCGAACCCUACCCCGGUUGUUCAGAUUGGCAGCACUCCUGGCCAGAAGGGUACUGCUCGUGUGCAGGAUAUUCGGUUCACCGUUCACGAGGCCCUUGCUGGAGCCAUUCUUCUCCGCAUCAACAUGGCUGGUAACAGUCCCGGCGAUGUUGCCGUCUUCAACUCCCUCAACACCAUUGGUGGCACCCGUGAUACCGACAUCAACUGCAGCAACGAGGGCAGCUGCAAAGCUGCCUACCUCGGCAUUCAUUUGGCGGCUGGCUCGUCUGCAUACAUUGACAACUUCUGGUCGUGGGUUGCUGACCACGCUGUCGAUGACAGCAACAAAGGCAUUCGUGCCGCCAUUAAGGGUGGUGUCCUCGUUGAGUCUACUGCUGGAACUUGGCUUGCUGGUGUCGGUUCCGAGCACAACUGGCUCUACCAGAUCGCUUACCACAACGCGGCCAAUGUCUUUGUUGGCAUGUUCCAGAGCGAGACCAACUACAACCAGGCCACCCACGGCGCUCCUCUCAACCCUCAGCCAUUUACCAUCACCAGCUCGGAUCCGGACUUUGCCUGGUGUAAUGGUGGUGACAGCACCUGCCGCAUGAGCCUUGGCCAGUUCUACACUGGUAGCAACAAGGCCAUCUAUCACUACGCUGCAGGCAGCUGGAACUUCAAGUCCCUGACUGGCGUUGACCAGGGCCUCAUGAACGUCAUCCACGACACUGUGAGCGAUGCCCAUCUUCACGGAUUCUGCGCUGGCCCCAAUGUCAACAAGAUCAUGCGCCUGCCGAAUGGUAGCCAGUUCGUCUUAAACAUAAAAUGCGGGCAUCGUGAUUCCAGCAAACAACUUUUGAUACACAAAAUAUCAUGA